UAGUCAGAAAGAAGAGCAUAGGAGCCGGGGAAUUUCGAGUUGCUUUUGAAAUUUUGCGAAAACAUCACCUUAUCCAGACCAUUUGAUAACAGAACUAAACAGAACAAUCCCAUCAGAAAUGGCAGAAAGCAAACCUUUACCAAGAACCUUCCGAUACUCCAUUGGGGGAAAAAAAUUAACUUUUUCCUCCACGAGUUCUUCAACAGUGCUGAAGGCAUUGUUGACCGACCAUGACUUCAAGAAGACUUAUACUGCCAAAGCUGGAAUGGAUGUAAUUAUCCAAAGAAAAAAGGCCCACCGUCCAGCUAUAAGUGUGAAUUUCCCCUGUUGUCUACUUAAAGAUAAUGAGCUGCUUGAAAUACGCUUCAUCAUGCGUGACCGAAAUAGUCAUGGUCCAAAUACUGAAGAGUGUGAUUUACACUUAAAAAACCCCGGGGAACUGAUCGCCUUCCUUGUCAACACAACAGGCAGAAAAGGCAUACUAAAUGCUGUAAUGGAGAACAAGAGCCUCAAGAAAGAAGUGGAUUGUGUGUGUGUUGUCGCAGUCAAAGGGGAAACUGUAAAGAAAGCUCUACGAAGAGAUGGACGUUUUGCAAAGAGCAUAUUUACCAUGGACGGUGCUCUUGAAGAUGAUGAGAAGAACAUUACGAAGAUGAAAAACUCUGUGACUGAAUUGAAAGAUCAUAAGCUAUACAGCAUUUUUCGUAGCAGUCCUGAAGUUAUGCCUGAUAGUCUGGAAAUGCAAAAUGUCCAGGAGGACUUGGAUGAUCAACCUCAAUCAAAUUUCAAAGCUGAUACUGCUGAUUCAUGUCAACAUUCAAAAAUUCCAAAUGAUCAAUCCUCGGGAAAGGCUUCAUUGGCCUCUGACAAAAAGGAGAUGACUGCCACUACGAAGUCAGACCGUACAAAAUAUGAAAAUAUACCAAACACAACGGAGAUUGAAAAAAUCUUGCGUGCUCAAUUUGACAGUUUGGUUGAGCAGCUUAAAGCUCGGGAGAAUGUCAAGACUCCUGCAAAAGUGCAGCAGCUCCUCAGAGAGGAAUUCUCAAAGGAAACUCAGUGUUUCUCCGAGAUAAAAACUGUAAAAACGCUCAUGGAUCUAAGUGCCUCUGUCUGCCAGGUCCGGCAUAACAAUCAAGCAAGAGGGACUGGAUUUCUUCUUUUUGGGACAUGUAUUCUCACUAAUGCACAUGUCAUCACAGAUGCACAAGGACAGCUGCUAGACAAACUAAGUGUGUCGUUCGAUUUUGAGGAUUUGAGCACAGCAAGCAAACAAGAAUUUACAAUAAAGAAAAAGCCUUUAGCAUAUGAACUUAAUUAUACUCCGCAACAUACUAUGGACUAUGCUGUGUUGGAGUUAAAGACGUCUGCUGAAGCAUUGCCUCCACCACUUCUUAAACACUAUAGCGCGCCACCAGUGAGAGGGGGAGUCUGCAUCAUAGGGCACCCAGCUGAAGGUGUUAAGAAAAUGGACAUGUCUCUCAUUAUUGAGCGUUUAAAACACGAAGACGCAGUCAACAAACACAUCUCAGACCAUCCUGAAUGUGUACAAGUUAUAGGAGAGAAAUACUUUGAAACGAGACAAGGACUUGAUGGCAAUCAAAUUGAGUACAACACCUGCUUUUUCCAUGGAUCAUCUGGCUCCCCUGUCUUUGAUGAGUCUGGCAACGUGAUAGGCAUGCAUUCAGGAGGGUAUGGCUACAAAAAAGGUAAAGGGUCAUUCAACAGUAUCAUUGAAUUCGCACACCCCUUACUACCCAUCCUGGUGUCCAUUCUCAGACAAACAAAGGACAAACUGAGUGAUGUGUGGGAAUCCUUUCGUGCUGAAAAGAACACAAAACUAGUGGUGAAGCUUGCUGACGACAUGACCUUUAAACCAGAGUCAACAAACAGUUGUGCUUGGGACCACCUCACCUCUGAUGAGGAAGACUUGGAGGACAUGAUCUUUAAACCAGAGUCAACGAACAGUUGUGCUUGGGACUCCCCCACCUCUGAUGAGGAAGACUUGGAGGACAUGAUCUUUAAACCAGAGUCAACAAAGAGGUCUUUUGGGGACUCCCUCACCUCUGAUGAGGAAGACAUGGAUGACAUGACCGGUAAACCAAAGACAACAAAAAGGUUUGCUAGGGACCACCUCGCCUUUGAUGAGGAAGACAUGGAUUCAUCCGAUCAGGAUCAUUUGUUUGAAUAACUGGGUUUUAUAAUAAUCAUAUAAGUCUCAUUAGACUUGAUUUUUUCAUAUUUU
Clupea harengus (Atlantic herring) is the source of this 2245-nucleotide messenger RNA. RefSeq names its product serine protease FAM111B-like. The record is from RefSeq and is a predicted model, not a curated record. Lineage: Eukaryota; Metazoa; Chordata; Actinopteri; Clupeiformes; Clupeidae. The coding region runs from base 119 to 2191 and encodes 690 amino acids. The transcript is spliced from 3 exons.